CGCUUCGCCAAAUCCCUCUUGCCAUCCGUCGGCCGGCCGGCGCGGCCCUUAUAUAAGCGCUUCCUCGGCGUCCCACUGCGUUCCCCUUCCGUGCUCGGAUUUUCCCCCUUCGCUCUUCGAUUUGCCGUUUCUCGCGUUCACGAGCUCUCUCCCAGAGAUGGCGUUGGGGAAGAUCAAGGUCGCGAACCCGAUCGUCGAGAUGGACGGGGAUGAAAUGACUCGGGUCAUUUGGAAAUCAAUCAAAGAUAAGCUUAUUUUCCCAUUUCUGGACUUGAAUAUCAAGUACUUUGACCUAGGACUUCCCAAUCGUGAUGCUACAAAUGACAAAGUUACAGUUGAAAGUGCUGAAGCUACUCUUAAGUAUAAUGUUGCAAUCAAAUGUGCAACAAUAACACCAGAUGAAACUCGUAUGAAGGAGUUCAACCUAAAAUCUAUGUGGAAGAGUCCAAAUGGGACAAUCAGAAACAUUUUGAACGGCACCGUGUUCAGAGAGCCAAUCAUCUGCAAAAAUGUUCCAAGGCUUAUUCCAGGAUGGACCAAACCCAUAUGCAUUGGAAGACAUGCUUUUGGUGAUCAGUACCGUGCAACUGAUACAGUUAUUAAAGGACCUGGAAAGCUAAAAUUAGUAUUUGAGGGGAAAGAAGAGCAAGCUGAGCUAGAGGUGUUCAACUUCACUGGUGCUGGUGGAGUGGCCUUGUCUAUGUACAACACCGAUGAGUCCAUUCGCGCUUUUGCUGAGGCUUCAAUGAAUAUGGCUUACCAGAAAAGGUGGCCACUUUACCUUAGCACCAAAAAUACAAUUCUGAAGAAGUAUGAUGGAAGGUUUAAAGACAUUUUUCAAGAGGUAUAUGAACCUGAAUGGAAAUCAAAGUAUGAGGCUGCAGGAAUAUGGUAUGAACAUCGUCUUAUUGAUGAUAUGGUUGCCUAUGCACUUAAGAGUGAAGGUGGUUAUGUAUGGGCUUGCAAGAACUAUGAUGGAGAUGUACAGAGUGAUUUUUUAGCUCAAGGUUUUGGAUCUCUUGGAUUGAUGACAUCAGUGCUGGUAUGUAUACCCUGAACAUAUGAGAUCUGCAUGCUGGUGUGUAUAUUUCUCUCAUCAUUUCAUAAAAUUGUAAAAAUAAAUGCUAAAUACUUAGAAUAAUUAGAAUGCU
Phoenix dactylifera (date palm) is the source of this 1151-nucleotide messenger RNA. NCBI's taxonomy places the organism in Eukaryota, Viridiplantae, Streptophyta, Magnoliopsida, Arecales, Arecaceae. The record is from RefSeq and is a predicted model, not a curated record.